Anguilla anguilla (European eel) is the source of this 3020-nucleotide messenger RNA. RefSeq names its product two pore calcium channel protein 1-like. Lineage: Eukaryota; Metazoa; Chordata; Actinopteri; Anguilliformes; Anguillidae. The record is from RefSeq and is a predicted model, not a curated record. Gene Ontology annotation, biological process: monoatomic ion transport; transmembrane transport. Gene Ontology annotation, molecular function: voltage-gated channel activity; monoatomic ion channel activity. Gene Ontology annotation, cellular component: lysosomal membrane; endosome membrane. The coding region runs from base 312 to 2711 and encodes 799 amino acids. The transcript is spliced from 27 exons.
CGAUCGCAGGCUUUGCUGACGUUGUCCGCGUGUGGCCGGGCUUGCCUCAGGUUUGACUGUAUCCCCCCGUGGUUCCGGUGUGAAGUCGCUGCCUGCUGUCCCAUUGGCUGUUACACAAACAAUCUCUGUGUUUAGAAAGACCAUUUGGGCCAUCUGCACGGCUCUGAAACCAGGAUUGAUUUGAUUUUUUUGAUCGACUAAUUGACUGAGACCUCUGAGCCCGUCCUGCAUUAGCGCUAGCGUUAGCAUCAGUGUUAGCGUUAGCGUUAGCAUUAGCAUUAGCGACGGCCGGUGAGACGGAACCUUCAGCCAUGAGGGCGGGAGGGGCUGUUAGAGACGGCGUGAGGGAUUCAGAACUGACGCAGGAAACUCCCGCCCAGAUCUCCUCCUACUGCCUGCAGUUCGACUCCACUGGUGAGGUUGGCGGCUAUGACAUCAUGAAUAACGUGGUGAUACCCACGCCCGGGCUGUGGGACUACCCGUCCCAGUUCCGCACCCUGCGCCAAAGCUGGGAGACCAACUACCAGGAGGCAGCUAUCUACCUACAGGAAGGGGAGAACAACGACAAGUUCCUGACGCACCCACGUGACCCCAAGGCUCUGACAGCCUACCUCGCGGCCCACAAUCCCCUGUUCUACGCCAUGGAGCUGCUCCCGGGCCUCCUGCUGAUGGCGCUGUCGCUGGCCGAGGCUCCAGCCGUGCCCCGCCUUCAGCUGGACGUCUACGUCCACACCACCCUGGAGCUGCUGGCGCUGGUGAUAGUGGCGUUAGAACUCUCCAUAAAGCUCAGAUGGCUGGGCUUUCAGGCCUUCACCUGCCACAAGAGGAUCAUGGUCAAGACCUGUGUUCUGCUGCUCCAGUUGGUGGAAGCCAUCGUGGUUCUGAUCCGACAGACGUCUCACAUGCGAGUGACCCGGGCCCUCCGGCCCAUCUUCCUGGUGGACUGCACCUACUGCAGAGCGGUGCGCAGGAACCUGCGACAGAUCUUCCAGUCCCUUCCGCCCUUCAUCGACAUCCUCCUCCUCCUUUUCUUUUUCAUGAUCAUUUUCUCCAUCCUGGGUUUUUAUUUAUUCUCUCCAAACGCGGCAGACCCAUACUUCAGCUCGCUGGAAAACAGCAUCGUGAGUCUGUUUGUGCUCCUCACCACAGCCAACUUUCCGGACGUGAUGAUGCCGGCCUACUCCAGGAGCGGCUGGUCCUGCGUGUUCUUCAUCGUCUACCUGUCCAUUGAGCUCUACUUCAUCAUGAACCUGCUCCUCGCGGUGGUGUUCGACACCUUCAACGACGUGGAGAAGAUGAAGUUCAAGUCGCUGCUGCUGCACAAGAGGUCAGCCAUCGACCACGCCUUCAAGCUCCUGGUCAGCAAACAGAGCCCCAGCACGGUGUCCCUCAGGCAGUUUGACGGGCUGAUGCGGUUCUACCAGCCGCAGAUGGCCGCCCGCGACCGCUUCCUCACCUUCAAGGCUCUCAGCCGCUCUGACGGCCCCACGCUCAGCCGGGAGGAAUUCUAUCACUUUUAUGAAGUCAUGGGCCUGAAGUGGACGGCACAGCGGAGCAGCAGUCACUGGUUCGACAGCCUUCCACACACCACCGUCCUCAUUUUCAAAGGAAUUCGAAGAUUUGUGAAAUCCAAAGCCUUUCAGUAUGGAAUGUACGUGGUGGUAGCGGUGAAUGGCGUGUGGGUCCUGGUGGGAACGUAUCUGGUGAACAAUGUUUCCUCCUGGUCAGCAUUUUUUCCCUGGAGUUACAUAGUCUUCCUCAGCAUCUAUGGGGUGGAGAUCCUGUUGAAAACCUCGGGUCUGGGCCCUGUGGAGUACUUCAGCUCUGGGUGGAACCUGUUUGACUUCCUGGUCACGCUCUUCGCGGUCCUGGGCCUGGUCGCCGUGGCCUUUGAUGUCGAGCCAUUCUAUUUCAUCGUGGCCCUGCGGCCGCUGCAGCUCCUCAGGCUGUUUAAGAUUAAGAAAUCUUUCCGCAUUGUCUUAGACACCAUGGUGGAGCUCCUUCCCCGGAUGGCCAGUUUGGGACUCACCCUCAUCAUUUUCUACUACUCCUUUGCUAUUGUGGGGAUGGAGUUCUUCGCCAACGUCGUCUACCCCAACUGCUGCAAAAACAGCACAGUGGCAGCGUCCUACCGGCAGAUCGCCAUCACCGUCGGCAACCGCACCGUUCUGGAUGAGGGAUACUACUAUCUGAACAACUUCAACGACAUCCUCAGUGCCUUCGUCACACUGUUUGAGCUGACAGUCAUCAACAACUGGUAUAUUACAAUGGAAGGGGUGACAUCACAGACCAGUCAUUGGAGUCGCCUUUACUUCAUGACCUUUUACAUCAUCACCAUGGUUGUGAUGACUAUCAUUGUGGCCUUUGUUCUGGAUGCCUUUGUCUUCAGAAUGAACUACAGCCGCAAAAACAGAGAACCAGCGGGACACCCAGGAGAUGAUAAUGGUGUGGUGUUUGAGGUGGAAGUGUUGCGGGAGGAGGCUCUGUCCAUGUUGGAGCUCAGUAAAAAGACCUACCCCAAACGCUCCAACCUGAGCUCCCUACAGGAGGCACUGCUGAGCAUCGAAAGCAACAGACUUGCCUCUCUAGUGUUUGUGGGUCGACGCUCCCGCACUAAGACUGACCUGAGCAUGAAGAUGUACGAGGAGGAGACUCAGGAGUGGUAUGUGGAACACUCUCAAGGAGGCCCACUUCACCCUCAACAAGCAUGAUACUGUAUGUGGACAGAGAAACGGACAGCCUGGACACCUAUAAUAUUCACCAGGAUACGGGGAAAACUCCUAUAAACUGUGGGCUAAAGCUAACUCUCCCAAACUGUGGGAUACAGGCUAGCUCCCCCAAACUGUGGACUACAGGCUAACACCUCCAAACUGUGGCUACAAGCUAACUCUCCCAAACUGUGAGCUACAGGCUAACUCCUCCAAACUGUGGGCUAAAGCUAACUCUCCCAAACUGUGGGAUACAGGCUAACUCCUCCAAACUGUGGGCUAAAGCUAACUCUCCCAAACUGUGAGCUACAG